AUGAAGCUGGAUGACAAAGAUAAGGAGUUCAUUGAUAGGAUCUACAGGGAGGAAUACGGCGACAAUGCGGACCCAAUAGCCACUUUCCGAGACAAGUAUAUCGCCUCUCAAGAGCCCAUUCGAGUUGAGAAGGAUCGAGUGCUGUUACCGCGUGAUCGAGAGGCAUCGCGACAAAGUAACUGCUCCUCUAUGAAGUCUUCCGUCGUCCGUACUCUACUCUCUAAGGAGAUAAGAAGGAGUGAUAGACUGAUGACUCUUCAAAGGAAGCAUGCUAAAUUCAUUGCCUCUACUUCUAUUGGGCAGCAGUAA
Messenger RNA from Perkinsus marinus ATCC 50983, 309 nucleotides. RefSeq lists its product as hypothetical. The record is from RefSeq and is a predicted model, not a curated record. The transcript has 3 exons. The coding region runs from base 1 to 309 and encodes 102 amino acids. NCBI's taxonomy places the organism in Eukaryota, Perkinsozoa, Perkinsida, Perkinsidae.